This is a messenger RNA of Neolamprologus brichardi, 733 nucleotides long. Lineage: Eukaryota; Metazoa; Chordata; Actinopteri; Cichliformes; Cichlidae. The record is from RefSeq and is a predicted model, not a curated record.
UCACUUGUUUCCAGGCAAACACGGAAACGCUGGGAGCAGUUCAUCCAAUCAGAGAACCAGCACCUGGUGAGUCCAGAGGCUCUGGACCUGCUGGACAAGCUGCUGCGCUACGACCACCAGCAGAGGCUGACGGCGGCCGAGGCCAUGCAGCACCCGUACUUCUAUCCUGUGGUGAAGGAACAAGCAAAUGCCAACACAGAUGGCUCAAAGGCAAUAAGCAGCUCCAAUGCAACAUGAUACCCAGAGAACAGGUAAGACACACAACAGUACUCUAUUUAUAAUAUGUAGAGAUGUAGAGGUAUGCAAAAGCUUGGAUGUGCCACUUUACAUGUCAUGCCAAUGCGUGUGUGAAUGAAAGGCUCACUGUUGGCUUUUGAAGUGAUUACAGCCACUGCAGCACGCAGAAGCUACGGGCUUUCCUACAAAUGCUGAUGCUUUACUCUGAGUCUGUUUACAUAUUAUUUCUGUGAAUGUUAAAUAUCAACCAAAAACGAUACAAAAACAACACAAGCCGAGCUUCUUCAGAAGGGACCUGAAUUUUUAUCUAGCAGCACGUAACGUGGUCGUGCAUUUGUGCUUCAGGCUGUUUUCUGCAUGUGGUAGCAGUUUGUUGUCACCAGGGGGCAGUGUUAGAACAUGUUGCAUCACCAGGGGUGCAGAUGUUCUUGUGUUCCUUUAGUUUAUUUCCUACCACAGUGAGCACAGUAAUCAAUAAAGACAAAACAGCUACUUU